Megalobrama amblycephala (Wuchang bream) is the source of this 3758-nucleotide messenger RNA. Its product is annotated as polypeptide N-acetylgalactosaminyltransferase 5. The record is from RefSeq and is a predicted model, not a curated record. Lineage: Eukaryota; Metazoa; Chordata; Actinopteri; Cypriniformes; Xenocyprididae. Gene Ontology annotation, cellular component: Golgi apparatus. The transcript is spliced from 10 exons. Bases 893 to 3325 code for a protein of 810 amino acids.
GUCGCCACAUAAGUGUAUGUAGCCUACGUGUAAAACAGGGCUGGUCUGAUGUGCAGGACGCUAGCAGGAACUAGGCUUACAAGGAGGAUGUCCUUAACCCAGUGGAACACAUGAACAUGUAUGUGUGUGUGUGUGUGCUCAGAAGUGGCACCAGAUAAUUGUCGAAUUUAACCUUUCAGAAUAUCGAAACGAGUGUCGAAAACAUUCAUUUGAGAAGACCGGAGCAGCACGUGUGUGAUGACAAACUUCGUGACGACGAUCUCACUAGGAAGUUUCACGCGACUAUUUCAGCGUUCUUUGAAACUAAAUAUCUAAUAUGGAUUUUGCUGUGGAUCUAAUAUGCCUUUGAGUGCAAAACUGCGGAAGUUUGCCAGGACAGAGUUUUUAGUUCAUACUGCAGAAAUAUUGCCACGCUGUCGUUUUUGAUUUCGGGAUGUUUACUGAAGUAGUGCCCCUCUAUGGCUAAGUUCUCACACUCAGUGCUUGGCAAUGACAACAAUUACUAACAUGUUUUGGUGCUCUUAAAUUUACACCACCAGUCACAAGUGGAAUAAACAUCGUCUGUAUGGCCAGGUAAACUACAAUCAAAUCCCGUUUCUAUUAUCGCGAUAACUUCAAUAACGCCUGUAACCAUAGCGACAGAGUUGUUUCAUGUUAAUUCUGCUAACCUUUGUUGUUAAAAACGUUGGUUCCAAUUGAUCCCGUUCCUUUUGUUUAGCAUUUCUAUCUUGGCCCACAUAACGUACCUAACAACAGAAAACAUAUGUUUAUAAUUCAGUUGCGACUUGUGAAUAUUCCAGGAGUCACAUCAGCUUAAGAAUGUGACGUCAGUCUAUUUCAGUAUUGAAUUGUGUGAAUAUUUAAAAAAAAAAAAAAAGAAAAAGAAAAAAAAAUGAAGUUUAGGAAGUAUUUCAGAGGCAGUGGGAGGGUCCUGGCGUUUGUGUUUAUUGCAUCUGUAAUCUGGCUCCUCUUUGAUAUGGCAGCACUGCGGAUAUCCAUCAAUGAUGUGAAUCAGGAUCUCAAAGAGAGAGAGAUUGUACUAAACCAGGGAAGGAGGAAAGGCAAUGUAGAGGGUGUCUUGAAACAUCCGCUGCAAAAAGUAAACAUAGACAAGAGGGAGUUCUUUAAAAACAGAAACAGGUUUGAAAGAAAAGUUGAUGAGGUUUACAGAAAGUGGCCAAAGUUUAGGACAGAAACCCAAGCUCUGCUAAAACAUGACAAACAUUUGAAUCCAAUGUUAGUGGCUGGCAAGUCUUUUUUGGAACAAAAGGAGGUAAUUAAUCAAAGCAAAGUGAAUCAAACUGUGAAAUCACUUGUGAAAGGAACAAUUAGCAUCUCCCCCAAAAUAAAUGAGACAAAAACUGUUAUUAACGGCAAAGUGAACAGUAUAACUGCAAAGAUAAACAAAAUAAAUGCUGCUGUUAAUGGACAGACAGAAGCAAAUCUAGAUGUUAAAGCACAUUUACUUACUAAAGCACUGCCUGCUGUCCAGGAGAAAAUGUAUCCUCCUGCGCUCAAAGAAAACACUGUGGUGAAAAUACAUCAGACCAAUGACACACUAUUGAUGUCACGUAAUGUAGUUCAUGUAGAUGCGGGUUUACAAAAGAACUUGAGUAAUGAUUUGCUCAAACCAGCAGAGACUGAUAAACCGAAAAAUAUUAUUGACAAUAGAGAGAACCAUAUCAAUACUUUGAACAAAACUAAACCAGAUAUUACUCAAAAAGCAGCAGAAGAGGUACUGGUCUCUACUAGUGUGCGGGCGAGGAGGUCAGGUGGGCUUCAUAAGGUUAUGGCCCUAGAUGUGACAGACAUGCCCAGAGAUCUGCAGGCCAUGGGACAGUUUGGACAGCCUGCAAGAGUUCCCAGAGAUAAAGAACUGGAGAGUCGAAGACGCUGGAGUGAAGGAUAUUUUAAUGUAUUCCUGAGUGAACAGAUACCAAUAGAUAGAGCCAUUCCGGACACCAGACCCCAAACAUGUUCAGAAAAUCUUGUUCAUGAAGACCUGCCCAAUACGAGCGUGAUCUUCUGCUUUGUGGAUGAGGUUUGGUCAACUCUGCUGCGCUCUGUACACAGUGUGCUUAACAGGUCUCCUCCACAUCUGCUGAAAGAGAUCAUUCUGGUGGAUGACUGCAGCACCAAAGACUACCUGAAGGAGCAGUUGGAUGUUUAUAUGUCUCGGUUCCCUAAAGUACGUAUCAUCCGUCUGAAAGAGAGACAAGGCCUCAUCAGAGCCAGGAUGGCAGGGGCCUCUGCUGCUACAGGUGAAGUGUUGACAUUCCUGGACUCUCACAUUGAGUGUAACGUGGGGUGGCUGGAGCCACUGUUAGAAAGAGUUUACCUGGACCGCAAAAAAGUUGUCUGUCCUGUUAUUGAGGUCAUCAGCGAUAAGGACAUGAGUUACAUGCUUGUUGAUAACUUCCAAAGAGGCAUUUUCAGAUGGCCACUGGUGUUUGGCUGGAGUGCUCUACCUGAGGAAUAUAUUAGAAGGAACCAGGUCAAAGAUUCAGACCCCAUCAGGUGUCCUGUUAUGGCAGGGGGUCUUUUCUCUAUAGAUAAGAGCUAUUUCUAUGAGCUGGGGGCAUAUGACCCAGGCCUGGAUGUCUGGGGUGGGGAAAACAUGGAAAUCUCUUUCAAGAUCUGGAUGUGUGGUGGCGAGAUUGAAAUCAUCCCCUGCUCACGUGUCGGCCACAUCUUCCGCGGCGAUAAUCCUUACAAGUUCCCUAAAGACCGUGUGAAGACAGUCGAGAGAAACUUGGCCAGGGUUGUAGAGGUGUGGCUGGAUGAAUAUAAAGAGAUCUUUUAUGGCCAUGGCUACCACCACCUGCUGGACAAAAGUGUGACUGAUAUAGGAAAUCUGACAGAACAAAUUCAGCUGAGAGAAAAACUCAAAUGUAAAAGCUUUAAGUGGUACUUGGAGAAUGUCUAUCCAGAACUAGAAGCCCCUCUGGUCAAAGCUGAAGGAGUGAUUUUCAAUGCUGGAGCCAGAAAAUGUUUGGUAUUUCAAAAUGGUAUAUUUCUUUUGGAUAAAUGUGAUGUCACAAAUAAGAGUCAGCAGUUUAGCUACACCUGGUUAAGGAUGCUUCGACAGAACACUUCCUGUUUGACUCCUCAGGAAACGCAGAUUACCAUGGAACCAUGUGACAACACUAAGCCACAUCUCCGCUGGAUGCACAAGUCUGGUAAAGUUUUGACGGAUCAUGUGAUGAUAGAGAGUCAUUCCCAACCCAUCUGUCUGGAAGCUGGAGUUAAAGCUGGCAUCUACCUUAAGAACUGUGAUGCCAUCAAUUCUUUUCAGAAAUGGCAGUUCACGCACUACUAUGCUUAGUGAGAUGCUUCCAAAUAUCACUUGCAUCACAACUCACUCCUCUGUCAAUUGAUUUUUGUUUGUUAUUAUUAUUAUUAUUAUUAUUAUUAUUAUUAUUAUUGUUGUUUGUUGUUUGUUUGUUUUUAAAUAUGUGUGGUUUGAGGAAAUUGGUUUUGGUCCAUUUAAUAUCUUUGUCCAUUUGUGUUAUGCGGAUGUGCAUUUGUUAUUUUAUUUUAUUUUAUUUGUAUAUUCUUACUCAUAAUUGUUUGGGGAUCACAUUAAGAAUUCAUUUCUCUCUUUUGGCCAAUUCAGAUUAUUCAUAUUUUAGGGUUUUUGUGAGAAAUAUUUUGGAUAUUGAUAGCAAAUCAUACACAGGGUUUUUGCACAAAAAAACAAAAUUAAAUACCCUUAUGAUGAUUCUUCACAAUAAAGUUCUAGUUGUUUCUGUCAAGGA